Pyricularia grisea is the source of this 1423-nucleotide messenger RNA. RefSeq lists its product as uncharacterized. The transcript is spliced from 2 exons. NCBI's taxonomy places the organism in Eukaryota, Fungi, Ascomycota, Sordariomycetes, Magnaporthales, Pyriculariaceae. The coding region runs from base 40 to 1191 and encodes 383 amino acids. The record is from RefSeq and is a predicted model, not a curated record.
CAAUCGCACCACAACAAGUCAUAGAGCAGGACAGUCACAAUGACGGCCACAGCUUCGCCCGCUAACCCGGAGAAGGGGGACAGCUUCUCGGAAAAGGGCGUGUACAUCUCGGAGAAGACAGACUAUAUCUCGGAGAAAAACGAUGACAUCCCGGACAAGAACGAAUACAUCCCGGGCAAGACCAACUCCAUAUCGGACAAGGGCGGCGAUAAUCUGGAAACGGACAGCGAUCCCUCGACAAUAUGGACCAAAGUCAGGGCUGCUGACCGCUUCUGGGCGCACAAGUCCGCGAUCCGAGCACUACAGUGUCUCGUCGCUCUCAUCGGUUUCUGUUGUGCAGCGUGGAUCCUUGAAAACACAGGCAGUAAAUACACCAGCAGUUGGAUUUACAGUCAACUCCCCCAUUUUGACGACUUCAGGAUUGGCACCGUCGCGGUACCUAUUUUUGUCUUGUCGCUCGUAUGGGGUCUUUUCGACCUUGGAUUCCGGUUCUGGCGCAAGCAAGGACGGCCGACCCACCCAGCCGUCGUCGCCGUCGCCGAUCUGCUUCUCUGGCUUACCAUGAUCGUUGCGAUUGUUUAUGCGGUCGUCGGAGUAAUUCGCAUGCAAGGAUUUGGCCAUGACAAGAUCGAUGGCAGCGAGGUCCUCUAUGACGAGACCAUCCACGUAUCUCACGAGGGUGUCCAUUCCUGGGGCCAGUAUAAUCGAGAUGCCAACACCGACACGUGGUCAUAUGUUGUCAAAGGGGUCUUUGUCGACCAGGCACGCCAGGGUUACAACCACACCACGGGUUCGUGGUUCACCUGGCCGUAUACGGGCCCGAGGUUCCUCACCGCAGAGUACGAUGACUCUCUGGGCUCGUGGGUCCUUGAGAAUGGCACGACCCUUGCAGAAGUACGUCGGUGCAAAGACGAACACGCCUAUCCAACUUGCGAGGAGCAAGAGAGGCUCGUCACCGAACUGUGGCGCAACAAACCUACCCAAGUGGCAGUCGGGAAAGUGAUUGCCGUGAUGGCUUCCUUGGCAUUGAUCCUCCACUUUGCGCUCUUCGUGAGGGCUUUUAUCGAAGCGAUUCGUCGAAGACAGGAGGACAAGAUCGAGAAGCUGAGGGCUGCUGCAAAAUUUGGGCUUGAAGGCAAGGAUUACGAGGAGCAACCGGACUGGAUGCAGCGUGAGGGGGGUUACAGGUAAUAGCGCAGGGGAAUCCUGGAAGCUGAGUACGAUUUUCAAGGCUGUCGAUGAGUUGUUAUUUUUUUUUUCUUCCAAGGACCUAUGUAGUAGAGGACGACGAACAUCAAAUCAAGGCGGACGAUAAUCCAAGCAAUGUACAAGAUGUAGAUAUUAGGUACAGACUUCUGUCCAAUGCACGCUUGACAACUGGCGCCUAGCCGCUGGCCUUUGCGACGCCUGGUAAGGAAAGACC